AUGGAGUCUUACAAGGAGCUCACUUGUGAGUUUUUGGCUUCGAUGAGGUACCACAUGUAUGAUGAGCUCGAUCGAGCUGAUUUGGACCAAGGCUGGGAUGGAUCACGAACUAUGGAACAUCAAGGAAAUGAACUCCAAAGAGUUUGGGCUACAAUCGCUGAGAGGGAGUACUCUUCCUCAAGGUCCAAGGCUGCUCAGAUCAGGAGUCCUGUGUUGAGAUAUGUCCACAAGGCACUUGCCAACACCUUCUUUGCAAGGAAAGCCACUGGACAAUCAAUGAAGGGAGAAGUAAGCUCCUUGACAUGGGAAUCAAGCCCAUCAUCUCACGCACAAGGGAUGGGAAGAGAUCAGAGGAGACAGGCACGCAGGAACUCAUGCCCUCCUUGA
This is a messenger RNA of Microthlaspi erraticum, 387 nucleotides long. The record is from the annotation of a GenBank genome assembly. NCBI's taxonomy places the organism in Eukaryota, Viridiplantae, Streptophyta, Magnoliopsida, Brassicales, Brassicaceae.